AUCUCACCCAUAAAUCCGCAGUGAGAGGAGCCCUCCCUUCCCACAGCGGAGGUGACACAGUGCACAGACGGCUGGGGCUGGAGGUUGAAGCCCCGUUCCCAGCCUGGGAUGCCAGCAGAGGGCACAGGGAUGAGAGUGGCCGUGGUGGGCGCGGGUGUCACCGGGCUGACAGCCACCAAGUGCUGCCUGGACGAGGGGCUGGAGCCCACCUGCUUCGAGCAGAGCCAGGACAUCGGGGGGCUGUGGCGCUACACGGAACACAUCGAGGCCGGCCGGCCAAGCCUUUAUCCAUCAGUCAUCAGCAACACCUCCAAGGAGAUGUCUGCCUUCUCCGACUUCCCCUUCCCUGAGCACUUCCCGGUGUUCCUGCCCAACGCCCUGCUCCUGGACUACCUGCGGCGCUACACCGAGCGCUUCGGCCUGCGGGAGCGCAUCAGGUUUGGGACCACCGUUGUCAGCAUCCGUAAGCGCCCCGACUUUGCCACCACGGGCCAGUGGAACGUGGUCACGGAGGCGGGUGGGAAGCAGACAUCAGACGUCUUCGAUGCUGUUAUGGUUUGCACCGGCAAUUUCUCGGAGCCGUCCCUGCCCCUGCAGUGUUUUCCUGGCAUCGAGAGGUUCCAAGGGCAGUACUUCCACAGCCGGCAGUACAAGCAUCCUGACGUGUUCCAGGGCAAGCGUGUCCUUGUGGUGGGCAUGGGCAACUCGGGAGUGGACAUCGCAGUGGAGGCCAGUCGUGUGGCUGCCAAGGUGAGCAUUAGCACCACUCGAGGAGCCUGGCUGUUUAGCCGUGUGUUUGAGCACGGCUACCCGUGGGAUAUGGUUUUAAACACUCGCCUCAUGAGCCUGAUCAAGACCAACCUCCCCGGACCCCUCGCAUGGUGGUUGAUCAAUCACAAGGUGAACCAGCGGUUCAACCACGAAAACUAUGGCCUUCAGCCAGAGAAGAGAUGGCCGGUGCGUGAGCCCGUGCUGAACGAUGACCUCCCAAGCUACAUCCUGACAGGCAGGAUCACCAUCAAGCCGGGCGUGAAGGAGUUCAAGGACAACUCAGUCCUUUUCCACAACUGCCCUGAGGAGGAGCCCAUCGAUAUUGUUGUCUUCUGCACGGGCUACAUGGUCUCCUUCCCCUUCCUGGAAGAAUCCGUCGUCAGGGUGGAAAACAAGCACGCGUCCCUCUACAAAUACGUGUUCCCAACCCACCUGGAGAAACCCACCCUGGCUGUCCUUGGGCUGAUUAAUGCCUUAGGAGGCAUCAUGCCCAUAGUAGAGAUGCAGGCACGCUGGGUGAGCCGUGUCUUCAAAGGCUUGUGUCAGUUGCCUUCCCAGUCUGUCAUGGAGAAGGAAGUAAAUGAGAAGAAGAAAAACCAAGUCCAGUGGUUUGGUCUGACCUUUGACGAAGUCCUCAAAACCGAGUGGCUGGUCUACCUGGACACUCUGGCCUCCUUCAUCGGUGCCAAGCCCAGCGUGCUGGGGCUGCUCUGCACAGACCCUUGGCUGGCCCUCACCAUCUUUUUUGGCCCCUGUUCCCCCUACCAGUACCGCCUGAGGGGUCCUGGGCGCUGGCAGGGGGCACGGCAGGCCAUCCUCACCCAGUGGGACCGCGUCCUAAAGCCCACAAGAACACGAGUUCCUGCUGGCUCCUCCAGCUUAUUCCCUUCUCUCCUGGCUGUGGUGGGAUUCCUUCUGCUCCUGGCUGCUGUGAUUUUUGGUUUCCAAUAGCUUUUAGAGUGUGGUUGUUUGUUGUUUGUUUGGGUUUUGUGUUUUGUUGUUGUCCUGAGGGAUGUUAGGUCAGACAGUGUGCCACGGGACUGGGGAAAAGGAUUUCAGGAGAUGGCAACAAAAUUUAACCUGCAGCCCUCAGCAUAAACCUCCCUGUGCUCCAGCUCAACCCCAAGCACAGCUUUGCAGACCUCAUUAGCCAGGGAUGGCAGCCUUGCCCAAGUGUCUGUUGCCCCUCUGCUCCCCUGCCUGCUGCCAGGAGCAGGGAUUGAUGGCCUGGACCACACAAGACAGGAUGCAGUGAGGACAAGACCAGCAAAAGUGGUGGUGUGUCACAGGAGCAAAAGCACCCAGGAAUUAUCUGGGCUGCAUGCACAGCUCAGGCUGUCCCUUUCUCCAAACCUAAACACUGUGACCCCCAAAAUCCCAGUAGAACUGGUGAAUCUUGAAUUGGUGCUGGGAGGUUUGUCACACUUGAGCCUGUGGGCCUAAGCGUUCCUAGCUUUGCUCCCCUGCAUGCCCCACCACUGGACAAUCCUGAGGCUUUAUUUUUGUGCAUGGAGAGACUUGAAAUGAAUAAAAUCUCAGUGGUUUUGGCAUGA
Parus major (Great Tit) is the source of this 2324-nucleotide messenger RNA. It is a transcript of the gene FMO1, whose product is annotated as flavin containing dimethylaniline monoxygenase 1. The record is from RefSeq and is a predicted model, not a curated record. Gene Ontology annotation, molecular function: NADP binding; N,N-dimethylaniline monooxygenase activity; flavin adenine dinucleotide binding. The transcript has 9 exons. NCBI's taxonomy places the organism in Eukaryota, Metazoa, Chordata, Aves, Passeriformes, Paridae. Bases 109 to 1722 code for a protein of 537 amino acids.